Cuscuta epithymum is the source of this 1757-nucleotide messenger RNA. The record is from the annotation of a GenBank genome assembly. NCBI's taxonomy places the organism in Eukaryota, Viridiplantae, Streptophyta, Magnoliopsida, Solanales, Convolvulaceae.
GGCUAUCAUUGGUGUUGAGUCCUGCCUUUUUAAACUCCAAUUUAUACCCCCAGCAUUUAGCUCCAAAUUCUUUUAAGUAGGGGCAGAAACUGGCUUACUAGAUAUCCUUUCCUUGUCUUUAAAGUUACUACACAACCGAGCAAGCUAGGAAGUAGCAGCAAUGGAGAAAGUUCCAACAGGGCUGAGCCACCUCUUCAUGACAGCGUUCCUCAGCUGCUUCUCGGCGGCCAUGGUGAUUCCGGCAAUUACCGACAUUACGAUGUCGGCGGUUUGCCCCGGAAAAGAUGAAUGCUCAUUAGCCAUCUACCUCUCCGGGAUUCAACACGCGAUAAUAGGAUUGGGAUCGCUGGUGAUAAUGCCGUUGGUAGGCAAUCUCUCUGAUAUCUAUGGGAGGAAAACUAUGUUGACUAUACCCUUGGCUCUCUCAAUUUUCCCACUAGUGAUAAUGGCAUACAGCAGGUCCAAGUACUAUUUCUAUGCUUACUACAUACUAAGAACCCUAAUUGCCAUGGUUUGUGAUGGAAGCGUUCAGUGCAUUGCUCUUGCUUAUGUGGCAGAUAAUGUUUCAGAGUGUCGUCGGGGCUCCGCCUUUGGAAUCAUGUCCGGCAUUGUUUCCACUGCUUUUGUUUGUGGAAAUCUUUCUGCUCGAUUUCUCUCCACUGCCUUCACGUUCCAAACUGCAGCGCUGAUGGCGAUAAUAGCACUACUAUACAUGCGGACAUUUCUACGAGAGUCUUUGGUAAAAGAUGUCAUUUCAAUCAAUGUAACCGAGACUCAUUGUCUUCUAGAAAAGGCUCAUAAGAAAAGCAUGCAAGUUAGGAACUUGCCUUCAUUCAGUGAUGCAUUGCUCUUGUUAAGGAUGAGCCCAACUAUCUCCCGAGCAGCCAUAGUUUCAGUGCUAAUAAAUGUAGCUGACAUUGGUCUCCAAGCCUCACUGCUUUACUACUUGAAGGCGCAAUUUCACUUCGAUAAAAAUCAAUUUGCUGAUUUGAUGAUAAUCGGCGGUGUUGCAGGGGCAGUAUCACAGCUGGUUCUUUUGCCUUUGUUAGUACCUGCGAUUGGAGAAGAAAAACUACUCUCAAUAGGGCUCUUCUUCAGCUCUAUUCAUAUGUUUUUAUACAGCAUUGCUUGGACGUAUUGGGUUCCUUAUGUGGCUGCACUUAUUUCCGUUGUGUCAAUUUUUGCAAUGCCCUGCUUAAGGAGCAUUGUGUCAAAGCAAAUUGGACGUAAUGAGCAGGUAACCAGUUCACCUCAAUACCUCCUUUGCCCAUUUCAGGGAAAGGUACAAGGAUGCAUUUCAGGCUUGUGUUCCUUGGCUAACGUUGUUUCCCCUUUGGCAUUCAGUCCUUUAACUGCGACAUUUCUCUCAGAUGAUGCGCCUUUUCAUUUCCCCGGUUUCAGCAUUCUGGUGGCUGGAUUAUUUGCGAUGUUGGCAUUCACUCAGAGCAUGAUGAUUAGGACUACUCUCCCCGUCGACACCUGCACUUUAAGCAGUCAUCAAAAUGUUGAAGCAUUAGUUUAAGUAGACUAGUUAGAAAGUGUAUAGCCUAGUACGUUUGUACAUAUUUUUAUAGAUCAGAGCUUCGACCUUUGACGUUUCUUUUAUAGGUAAAUAGCUAUAUGCAUCAUUUGUGGAUGUAAUUAGUGUUGAACAUGUUAUAUGUAGAUAAAGAAGUUAUGAUAGUAUAUGUACAUAAAGAUAAUGACAGUGAUAUGUAUAUACAUUUACACAACAACAUAAGUCAUAUUUUUUGUCU